AUGGCGAUGGGUGUGUGUGCAGUGCUGAGUGUGUGUGUCGGUGUGUGCGUGGCGUUUAACGUCGACACGUCGUUCCCGGUGCUGAAGACGGGCGAGGCUGGCAGUCUGUUUGGGUUCUCUGUGGCUCUGCACGAGGACCUGAAGACCAGAGGUCACCUCCUGUUCAUCGGAGCGCCCAGAGCGAGGGCGGAGCCUAAUGUCCCAGCCAAUCGAACUGGAGGAGUUUACCGCUGCUCAGUCACUUCUGACCCAUCAGACUGCACAAGGAUAAAGCUCAUAUAUCCAGAAAUGAACAUUGCUGAGGACCUGAUGGAGGACAUGUGGCUGGGCGUGUCCGUGUUCAGUCAGGGCCGGCCUGGUGGGAGGGUUCUGGCUUGUGGUCAUCGGUUCAUUAAACUGUCUGGGGUGUUCAGAUACCAGCGGAUGAUUGGUCAAUGUUAUCUCAGAGGCAAUGACCAGCUCUAUGACGAUGACGACGACAUGAGCUGGCAGAAAACAGAGCAGACUUGCCAUCACAAGGACAACGAAGUUGUUGAGGGCAUGUGUAACAUGGGAAUCUCCGCCUUCAUGAGCGAGACGGAAAUCAUCGUCGGCUCACCUGGAAGCUACGAGUGGCAAGGAAAUGUGCACGUCCUCAAGAAGAACCCAUACAUUGAUUCGUACGAGAAGCAGAGCCAGUUGACCGCGCUGCAGCGUAGGAACAUUUAUAUAGGAUACUCAGUGACUCAGGCUCGUCGUCUUCUGUCUGACGUUGAUGACACCAUAGUAACAGGAGCUCCCCGGGACAGUAAAGACGAUGCUCGUGGCUCCGUGCUGCUGGUGGUCCAACAAUCCAGGAGUCUGGUGACUAAACAGACUCUGCGAGGUCAGCAGGUGGGUUCGUACUUUGGUAACGCUGUGGCAACCCUUGACCUGGACAAUGACGGCUGGAACGACCUGCUAGUGAGCGCUCCUUUUUACUUCAGUCAUCAGCCGGAGGCAGGUGGAGCAGUUUACGUCUUUAUGAAUGCUGGGGGGAAGCUGAACUCUGAACCCAGUGUGGUUCUGACGGGCCCUGUUGGAUCUGCUUUUGGUAUGGCAGUGACCGCUGCUGGAGACCUGAACCAGGACGGGUUUCAGGACUUCGCAGUGGGAGCUCCUUUCCAUGGCUCAGGAAGUGUGAUGAUCUGGACCGGGAGCAACAAGGGGGUCUCAACAGAACCGAGCCAGGUGAUCCGAGGCAGCAGCGUGUUUCCUGGAUUCAGGACUUUCGGGUACUCUCUGGCUGCAGGUCUGGAUGUUGAUGAGAACAAAUAUCCAGACCUGCUGGUUGGCUCUCUGGAUGACACUGUUGCUCUCCUCAGGUCCCGUCCAGUCGUUCAGCUGAGUAAAACGCUCGGAGUUUCUCCUGUCAUCGUGGACCCAAACAGCUGUGACUUCUGUAUCCAGGUGGAGGUGUGUUUCUCCUACAUGUUCAACAUUGGAGAGAAAAGUAAAAGUGACAACAUCACUGUCCACUUCACCGUGACCGCUGAUGUCACCAGCCUCAAGCCCCGCCUCCAUUUCCACCACAACAGAAAUGCCGUGUACUCCAGUUUCCUGUCAUUGCCCAAACAAAAGUGUGAAACUCUGAGGGUCGGGCUGCUGAGAUCGAUUCAGAACAAAGUGGAACCUCUGGUAUUCUCUCUGAAUGCCUCCUUGUGGGCGGAGCUUCCGGAGAGAGGAAACGAUGUCAGAGACCUGAGACACCUCCCUGUUCUCAACCAGACACCCCGACCCAUCAGAACCCAGAUCCACAUCCAGAAAGCCUGUGGUUCUGAUCAGCGUUGCCAUAGUAACCUUCAGAUGUCGGCCCGGUUCAUGGAUGAGAACCAGAAUCCGUUCAGGAGGCUGAGCGGCGACCCGGUGUUGGAUUACACCAGCAGCAUCCGGUGGUUCCUUCUGGAGGUGAACGUCACCAACUGUCCGUCAGCGGAUCGUCUGGCUGAAGACGCUCACAGCGCCGUGCUGAACCUCAGCAUCCCGCCAGAGCUCACCUACUCCGGGGUCGCACCAAAGGCUGACGGCUCUUCGGUCCAGUGUUCUGUUGAGGACGUCUUUCUUCUGUGCCAGCUGGGGAACCCAUUCAGGAGCCACCAGAAGGAUCGGGUUCUGAUCAAAUUUCAGCCGUCUGAGAACAUUCUGGACACCAAGGAGAUCCGGUCUCAGCUGCAGCUGUCCACGCUCAGUGAGCAGUCCGACCUGUCUCCGUUGUCUGUCUCCCUGUUGGUGGAACAUUCCCUGCCGGCGUCUCUCGUUCUAAUCGGAACACCGGACCCCAUCUUCUUUGGCGGUCAUGUGAUCGGUGAGGAGGCCAUGACGAAGACUGAGGACAUCGGCAGCCUGGUGGUCUUCACCCUCCAGGUGCACGCUGACAGGAAGUCCCUGCAUCACCUCGAGAACCUGGAAGUGGAAUUUGAUUGGCCGAAGGAGGUUUCAAAUGGGAAGUGGCUUCUGUAUCUCGCAGAGAUCCAGUUCGACGGCACCUCCAAUCCUCGCUGCACUCAUACCCAGAUCAACUCCCUCAAUCUCCAGACGUCAAAUGAGGAGAAGAGGAAGAGGAGGAGGAGCCUGAUGGAAGGAGAGGAAGAAAAGAAGAAACUGGAAGGAAGACCACUUCCUGUCUUCAGCAUGCGGGGAAAGAAGUCCUACAAACUGAGCUGCAGCAGCGGGGCCAAAUGUGUGAAAGUCUCCUGUCCUCUGCUGAACACUAACAACUCUGUGACCCUGACAGUCAGGAGCCGACUGUGGAACUCCACCAUGAUCGAGGAGUAUAGUGAUGCCAGGAGUGUGUUGGUUCGAGUCCAGGCCUCUCUGAAGUUGAAGACCAGCAGGUCCACCAUCAAAAUGAUGUCUGCCCCCUCAGAAAUAGAGGUCUACAUUUACCCAGACUCUGCCCUCCAGAUGAAUUCUAGAAUCCCCUUGUGGAUCAUUGUGGUGUCAGUCCUGGCCGGUUUUCUGCUUCUGGCUCUGAUCUGCCUGCUGCUCUGGAAGUGUCAGUUCUUCAUGCGUCAGGAGGCGUGGCAGAGGGCGGUGCUCUAUGAGGGGAGGAUUAUGGGUAAAAAUGAGAGGCAUCAGCCGCAGCAGGUGGAUGAUGAUGGUUUUCUCAUCCAGGAUCAGGUGUCUUUGUCCCAAAACAGGAAGUCACAAAAACACUGGGUCACCUUUUGGAUGGAGACUCACUGA
This is a messenger RNA of Nematolebias whitei (Rio pearlfish), 3204 nucleotides long. Its product is annotated as integrin alpha-3-like. The coding region runs from base 1 to 3204 and encodes 1067 amino acids. Gene Ontology annotation, cellular component: integrin complex; external side of plasma membrane. Gene Ontology annotation, biological process: cell-cell adhesion; integrin-mediated signaling pathway; cell-matrix adhesion. Gene Ontology annotation, molecular function: integrin binding. Lineage: Eukaryota; Metazoa; Chordata; Actinopteri; Cyprinodontiformes; Rivulidae. The transcript has 27 exons. The record is from RefSeq and is a predicted model, not a curated record.